AAUCUGAUGUUUCAAACAUCAUUAUUCAAAAUUUUUUGUUCAGCAGCAAUCGUAUAAUUUUAUCCAGAAAUAUAAUGGCGGAUCGACCACCUCAACCAGAAUGGGGCAUCAAGUUUUCAAAAUUCUUCAUUAUUCCCCAACGGGUUAUACUGGCCAUCAUGGGAUUCUUGGCUAUUGUUAACGCCUACACCAUGCGAAUUUGCCUCUCGCAGGUCAUCACGGUGCUGGUGGUGAAGAAGAACAUCACGAAUCACGCAGAGGCAGCAGUUUGCGAGCCAGAGGACGGGGAUAAGGCGACAAGUCGGCCUGGCGGCGACUUCGAGUGGUCGGAGAGUUUGCAAGGCCUCAUCCUCGGAUCCUUCUAUAUCGGAUAUGUUGUCACCCAUGUUCCCGGAGGAAUGUUGGCGGACAAAUUUGGAGGAAAGUGGGUCCUUAGUCUGGGCAUCUUAAUGACAGCAUUCUUUUCCUUUUUAACGCCAAUUUGCAUCAAAUUGGGCGCAGCUCCUGCUCUGAUCACGCUGCGCGUCCUGAUGGGUGUCGGCGAGGGCACCACCUUCCCAGCACUGAGCGUCCUGCUGUCCGCCUGGGCACCGGCAACCGAGCGAGGCAAACUAGGAGCUCUUGUCAUGGGUGGAUGCCAAAUGGGCAGCAUAGCAGGCAAUUUAUUUUCCGGUUUGAUCCUCGACAGGUACGACUGGCCAUGGGUCUUCUACAUCUUCGGCGCGGUGGCUGUACUGUGGUUCAUCCUUUUCACACUGCUGUGCUUCAGUUACCCCCAUUCCCAUCCGUUCAUUAAGCCAAAGGAACGGGAAUUUCUAAUGAACGAGAUUCCCCAACCGAAGGAGAAACCCCCAGUGCCGUGGAAGGCGAUCCUCACCAACGUGCCGAUGUGGUCCCUAAUCAUCUGCCAAAUCGGCCACGACUGGGGAUUCUUCGUCAUGGUGACGGACUUGCCCAAGUACAUGGCCAAUGUCAUGCGGUUCUCGAUCAAAUCCAAUGGAUUCUACUCCUCUCUGCCCUACGUUGUUAUGUGGAUAGUGGCGCUAAGCAGUGGAUUCGCGGCAGAUGCGAUUAUCAAAAAUGGAUGUAUGAGCACGACCAAUAUUCGGAAAAUUUUAACUGGUAUUGCCGCGUUCGGCCCCGGUAUUUUCAUUGUGGCGGCCUCGUAUGCCGGAUGUAACCGCCCCUUGGUGGUGGGGCUCUUCACCAUCGCCAUGGGUACGAUGGGCAGCUACUACGCCGGCAUGAAGCUGACACCCCUGGACAUGAGCCCCAACUACGCUGGCACUCUGAUGGCCAUGACGAACGGAAUCGCUGCCAUCUGCGGUUUCGUCGCGCCCUACGUGGUGGGCGUAAUGACUCCGAAUGCCAACAUGACUGAAUGGCGCGUGGUGUUCUGGUUGUCCUGCGGCAUCCUCUUCGCCACGGUUAUUGUGUACCUCAUCUGGGCAUCGGGGGAAGUCCAGCCCUUCGACGAUGGCACCAAUUCCAACAAAAAGAAGGAGCAACCACCCAAAUGAGAGAAAUGGACAUUCAGAAAUUCUCUGUGUUUCAAGAUACUGGCUCUGGCUAUUGCUUUCAUCGUUUUUACAAAUUCGUAAUUUUUGGAUUUACGUUUUUAUCGAUCUUUUGUAAAGCAGUACUUCAUGCUUUGGUACAUUCACUUUGUGAAGCUUCGAUUUUCAAAGCGGACCUUUAUCCGGAAAGAAGUAAAAAAUAGAUACUUUUAUGAUUGAGA
This is a messenger RNA of Drosophila ananassae, 1738 nucleotides long. Its product is annotated as putative inorganic phosphate cotransporter. Gene Ontology annotation, molecular function: transmembrane transporter activity. The coding region runs from base 75 to 1520 and encodes 481 amino acids. The record is from RefSeq and is a predicted model, not a curated record. Lineage: Eukaryota; Metazoa; Arthropoda; Insecta; Diptera; Drosophilidae. The transcript has a single exon. Gene Ontology annotation, biological process: monoatomic anion transport; transmembrane transport.